Molecule: messenger RNA, 498 nt
Organism: Arabis nemorensis
Lineage: Eukaryota; Viridiplantae; Streptophyta; Magnoliopsida; Brassicales; Brassicaceae
Source: the annotation of a GenBank genome assembly
AUGAGUAGCUCUGAAGCUCCGUCUCACAACAUUUUCGUUUACGGCACCAUCCUAGAACCCGCCGUCGCCGCCGUGAUCCUUCACCGCGCCGCCGAUACCGUUCCCGCCGUUCUCCAUGGCUAUCACAGGUAUAAACUCAAAGGACGUUCGUAUCCCUGUAUUGUACCCUUUGAGGCAGGAAGAGUCAACGGAAAGGUGAUAACUGGAGUAACCGAUGCUGAGCUACACAACUUCGAUGUGAUCGAAGGUAGUGAGUAUGAGAGAGUAACAGUUGAAGUUGUAAGAACGGACAAUUCGGAGAAGAUGAAAGCAGAGACUUAUGUUUGGGUUAAUAAAGAGGAUCCUAGUAUGUAUGGAGAAUGGGAUUUUGAGGAAUGGAGAGUGAUUAACGCGGAGAAAUUCGUGGAGACGUUUAAGAAAAUAUUGGAAUGGAAUAAGAAUCCUAAUGGGAAGAGAUUAGAGGAUGUUGUAGAACCACGAGUAGUGUCUGAUGAUUGA